AUGGCGAACCUUCCUAAUUCGCUCUCCAUGAAUGCUCCCUUCGGAGGACCUGGUGGCCCUGACCCUGGCGGCGCAGGAGCGCCGGCCGGAAAGGAACGGAGAAUGGCGUCUGCCGAGCACUUGGUUCUCGAGAUGAGCAACCCCGACCUUCGUGAAGAGGGUUGCUGGGUCUGGAACCACCAUCUCUGCCAUCAAUCCCCCUCUUCCUUCCCCACUUCCCUUCUGCAAUUCCCGCUUGCCAAUUCCCCCUUUUCAUCACACUUGUUCGAUUAA
This is a messenger RNA of Linum tenue, 273 nucleotides long. Lineage: Eukaryota; Viridiplantae; Streptophyta; Magnoliopsida; Malpighiales; Linaceae. The record is from the annotation of a GenBank genome assembly.